Molecule: messenger RNA, 1030 nt
Organism: Anopheles coustani
Lineage: Eukaryota; Metazoa; Arthropoda; Insecta; Diptera; Culicidae
Product: clavesin-2-like
Exons: 2
Coding region: 6-995 (329 amino acids)
Cellular component (GO): membrane
Molecular function (GO): phosphatidylinositol bisphosphate binding
Source: RefSeq, a predicted model, not a curated record
CCGACAUGGCGUCAACUAAUUGUACAGCUUUUCCGCUCGACAAGCGUCCGGAAAGCUACGAGAAGUAUGAGUUUACGCUACCGGAGCAGUACCGGAAGCUCGCCCUAGAGGAACUGCGGGAAGAUGACGAGAUUCGCGAGCAAUCGUUGGCGCAGAUGCGCGAGUGGAUCGCCAAACAUCCCUACAUCCGAAAGUGCCGUACGGAUGCAUCAUUCUUGUUACGGUUCCUCCGUUUUCGAAAGUUCUCCGUUCCAACGGCGUGCGAGGCGCUGGAGCGCUACCUGGCGAUGCGGGAAACGUUUCCCGAUUGGUUCAAAAAUCUCGACUGCAGUGAGCCGAUUAUGAAAGAGAUACUCGAAGAUGGUGUGUUUACGAAGCUCGGACAGAAUAAGGACGGUCGCACGGUGAUAAUGUUCAAUGUGAAACGGUUGAAUCCGGACAAGUUUCUUCCGAUGCACCAGGGUCGCUUGAUGGCCCUGCUGAUCGAGACCAUGCUCGAAUGGGAAGAGCUGCAGAUUGGUGGAUUUCAGGUGUGGUGCGAUUUUACCGACACCGUUAUGAAGCUGUACGGUUCGUGGGGAGUGACCGAUAUGAAGAUCUUCAUGGAUGCCGUGAACCGUUCGUACCCGAUUCGAAUCCGUGAGGUGAAUGGUGUGAAAUUCCCAAAGUUCGCCGUUUCCAUCCUUAAUCUCCUGCUAACAUUCGCCAGUCCAAAACUGAAGGAAAGAAUUGUGUGCCACAAGACCAUGAUGGAGUACAAGUCAAAGAUCGACCCAGAACUACUUCCAAAGGAGUACGAUGGUGAACUCGACACGGAUGAUCUGGGCCGCAAGUUCCGCAAGCAUCUCGAAGACCGGCGCAAUGUGAUACUGGCGCUGGACGACAUGGACAUUGAUACAGCAAAAUAUUCAUCCCUCUGGAACCAGUCGAACCUGGUGGAGAAUGAAGUCGAAGGUGGUGUGGCCGGUAGUUUCCGAAAGUUGAACGUGGAUUAAACUUUUGGAAGGUGUUGUGCACCAAGGAUUCAAUU